AGUAAAAACGACUGCAAAACCUUCACUGAUAGUAUCUCAUCGUUAUCUUCUCCGAAAAACGCUUUAAAUACUUUUAAAUCCACGCUUUAUUAGAUAAUAUCCAUUUUUAAGUGUACUUUUGCGAUGCUGUGAUAGAAAAUAACCAAGAAAUUGGCCUCACAUGGGGAAAAUAUCGUUGGAACAUUCGGCAUGUUUGGGAUGACAACAUCUGGAAGGCGAGGAAUGGCGGAAGGGUUUCUCAGUUUAAAUAUUCACUAAAUUCACGCAGUUUGGUCUUCAAGAACUUAUGAAUUAGUUACCAAAAGAAAGCCGACUACUCAAAUCAUUUUCCAGACGAUUUUUGCCUCUCGGAACGUUGUUAACUUUGACAGACGAUGAAUCUCUGAAGAUGGCAGCUUUCAAGUCGUCGUUUGGCUUGUGAGGACCGUUUUAGUCAUGACGCGAUUUUCUUUUCGCUACAUAAAAGACAAUCUCUUAUUUCGGGUAAUUGUUUGUCUCUUAAUUUGUGCCAUUAUUGGACCUUUGAUAACGCUCCAUCAUUUGAACAAGGCAACACUUGUAAAGGGACUUCCUUCAUCAAAUUCCUUCACUUCCCGUAAUACACUUGGCAAAGAUGAAUUCGUAUUGGAAAGAUUGGACGAAUUGAAGUCACAAAUAAAUGAAUUAGAAAAGAUCAAGCUCUCUCUAUCCAACGAGCUUCGUGAUUUAGAAGGUAAAAGGCAUGUUAUUCAAAGAGAUAUACAAAAGUUUCACGAAACAGCUGAGAAACUUAAAAAGGACUCCAAAAAAGUAAAAGAUCUUGUGCAUCAAGCAAAAAGAGAUCUUGACAUUUUUAAAUUAGAAAAGACUAGAUUGAACCAAUGUCCACAGCUACCUUUCAUGAAACUGCCAAAGGCACCUGACUUGAAUCCAAUGAGAAAAUCAUCUUUGAGUCCAAAUUUCAAACAUCAAAGAGAAUGUACUUUAGGAAAUUGCUUUGAUUAUUCCCGGUGCCCUUAUUCAGGUGGUUUUUCAGUCUAUAUCUAUAACCCACAGGAAUACUUGAGCAAACCGUCUGAAAUCAUUAUCUCAGCUUUUGGAAUACUCAAAGAAAGUCCAUACUUUACCUCAGAAGCAAGUAAAGCUUGUGUUUAUAUUGUGAUAUUUGAGCUUGAAAGACUUGAACUGCCAUUUGCUUCUUUGCCUUACUGGAACAAUGGACAAAAUCAUUUCAUACUCAAGCUUAAAACUGACAGUAAUUAUUCAAGUCUUGAUUCAAACCUUGGUAUGGCAUUCAUAGGACAGCCAUCAUUUAUUCAUUCUAAGUAUCGACCUGGUUUUGAUCUAAUACUUCCACCAUUAGUAGCUAAUUAUUCUGGAGGAAGCUUAUGGAAGCAUGCUCCUCCACAGCUACCAGCAUAUAGACAGUUUUUUCUUUCAUUUGAAGGCCAUACAACUAAUCAAAGAGAAUCAACAGGGACUAGAGAUCUGCUUUCAUUAUCACAAGAAUCAAAGGAUUUUCACAUUAGCACUAAUUGUGGUCAUAAUAAGCUUUCAAGUAAUGAUGGGACAGAUUGGGGUUUGUGUGGGACCCAUAAAGAUAGAUUAAAAAUACUGAAAAAAUCUACUUUUACUUUGAUUCUUGGUGGACGUACUGCUCAAAGAUCAUUAGACUCAACACACGUGAGACUUCUUGAGGCUCUGCAAUGUGGAUCAGUACCUGUUGUACUGGGAAUUUCGACUUUACUACCGUUCGCAGAGGUUAUAGACUGGCAUCUUGCUUCAAUAAUUCUACCUAGUGCACGUAUAACAGAAUUAAAUGCACUAUUGAGGACUAUUACAUCUCAGGAUUUAUUAAAACUAAGGCGACAAGGGAGAUUUUUAUGGGAGAACUAUUUAAGUACUCAAAAAUCCAUCUUAUACACUAGUUUAUCUGUUAUAAGAACAAGACUUUCUUUACCAGCACCGCCAUUACUUGCUUCACCAUCACCAUCAGUAUUCACACCAUCAAAUCAACCAAUCAAAAAUCCUCCAGAUCCUGAUGCAAUCUUAGAACUCCAAAUUAACUCUCCUACAUUUACAAGAAAUCUUACAACAGCUGUCAACUUUAUAACAAAUGAAUGGAAUAGUCCACCCGGGGCUUUAUACUCAUUUCCGAGCACACCAUUUGAACCGAUGCUACCAUCUUCUGCACCAUUUAUGAAUACAACGGAUGCAUUUGAGGUUAUUGCUGGGGGCAAAGGAGGUUCAGGAGAGCCGUUUAGUAGAGCACAAGGUGGUAACUACCCCAAGGAACAAUUUACCAUUGUAAUGUUGACUUAUGAGAGAGAACUAGUGUUGAUGGAAUCUAUACAGAGAUUGGUUGGGUUGCAGUAUUUGAAUAAAGUUAUUGUAGUAUGGAAUAGUCCUGUAAAUCCUUCACUUAGUCUCCGAUGGCCUGACAUUGGUGUGCCACUGAAUGUUAUAAAGACAACCAAGAAUAGUCUCAAUAACCGGUUUAUCCCGUAUGACGUGAUUGAAACUGAUGCCAUUCUGUCUAUUGAUGAUGAUGUAGAGCUACGUCAUGAUGAGAUUCUGCUGGCAUUCAGGGUUUGGCGUGAGAAUCGGGAUAGAAUUGUUGGUUUUCCUGGUCGAUUCCAUGCUUGGGAUAGCGAGAAGAAAAGCUGGCUUUAUGCAUCUCGCCAUUCUUGUGAACUUUCUUUAAUUCUGACUGGUGCAGCAUUUAUUCAUAGGUACUAUUUAUACCUUUACACACAUUGGAUGCCAGAAACUAUAAGACACAAAGUUGAUGAAUAUAUGAAUUGUGAAGACAUUGCAAUGAAUUAUUUGGUAUCUCACAUAACAAGAAAACCUCCGCUCAAGGUAACAUCACGUUGGACAUUUCUGUGCUCAUCUUGUCCUGUGGCACUAUGGGAAGAUAGGACUCAUUUUGAGGAGCGUGAUCAGUGCAUGAAUUUCUUCGCCAGAGUAUUUGGUUAUAUGCCUUUACUGAGGACCCAGUACCGUGCAGAUUCUGUGCUCUUUAAAACUAGAAUUUCGUCUUCAGAGAGCAAGUGCUUUAAGUAUGUUUGAAAUACUUGUGUAAAUAUUGGUAAAACAAGACAAAAUAAUGUUUUUCCAAUAAUUUCAGUACUAUAGUCCAUGGAAUAAGUGUUUAGCUCAUUUUUCACAUAUAUUUUGUAUGCAUAUUGAAUUAUUAUUAAAAAAACAACUAUAUGUAAAUUAUACUAUAUAAAGUAUUAUAAUAUUAUUUUGACAGCUUUAUGGGAAAAUACAUAGGAUUAGUAACACUUUUAUCGUACAAAUAUUUUAUUAUGGUUUUUUGACAUACUAAGUUUAUGACUAUUAUUUUGUUUUUGUUUAAAAAAGUUAACAACAACUUCGGUGUGGCAUACACUACAAUAAUAUAUUAUGUUCUAAAAAGACAACUAAUAUAUGAAAUAAUAAAGAUCUACAUUAUGUUUAAAGAAUAUGUUGUCAUUUCUUUUCUCUCUCAGGCCUCCUCCUCCAUAUAAUGUUUAUUUUCAGUAAGAAUUCAUAGCAUACAAAAACCAAUUUCUAGUUUUAUAAGCAAGACAAAAAUGUAGAUAGAUAGAUAGAUAGAACAUUUAUUAAAACAUGACACCUAGCAGUCAUCUGGUUGAAUUACUACAAUAAAAAAUAAUGUAAUGCAA
Molecule: messenger RNA, 3653 nt
Organism: Exaiptasia diaphana
Lineage: Eukaryota; Metazoa; Cnidaria; Anthozoa; Actiniaria; Aiptasiidae
Product: exostosin-like 3
Exons: 5
Coding region: 436-3051 (871 amino acids)
Cellular component (GO): membrane
Molecular function (GO): glycosyltransferase activity
Source: RefSeq, a predicted model, not a curated record